Molecule: messenger RNA, 744 nt
Organism: Tetrahymena thermophila SB210
Lineage: Eukaryota; Ciliophora; Oligohymenophorea; Hymenostomatida; Tetrahymenidae
Exons: 2
Source: RefSeq, a predicted model, not a curated record
AUGGGAGACAGAGAUUUUAGAAAGCAAUGCUUAUAAUGUAAGCGUAUGAUUCCUCAAUUGCAUGUUUGCAUAAGUUAAUCUUGUGAGGAGAAGUUUAUGACAUUGAUUUGCGAGUAAUGUCAUAAAGAUAUUCAUGAUCAUCAAAAGAUCCAUGAAAAGAAGGAUAACGUGAAGCAAAUCAGUCUAGACGAAUUUCUUCUAUAGAUUGAAGGCAUGAUAGAUAGACAAAACUAAAUAGAAAAGGAAGGAAAAAGCGAAGACAUUUUAAAUCUUGUUAGCUAAAUAAAUGAUUCAGUUAAUACAAUUGAUGAUAUUGUUAGCAGAUUAUAAGGGGUAAAAAGCAAUUUGUUAACCAUCAAAGAGUAAGUCUCAAAUCCCUCUGCAUAGGCCAAAACAAUCCAUCAGAAUUUACAAAUUUAAAGUUCUUCAAGUUAUCAAUAAAUUAUUCAAAAUUUACAAUAAUUAAAAGGUUUCGCCUAGUUUGAGGAUAACACAUUAGUGUUGAAGGAUUUAAAGCAAACAAAUAUUGUGCAUGAAGUUGCUCAAACUUAAACUAGAGUCAACAAUAUAUUAUAAAUUUUAUAACAAUCCUCUUAGUAGACAUAAUAACAGUAGCAGUUGACAAAGGAUGCACUCAAGUCAUAGGCAAUCGAAAAGGUUAAUCAACAUAUCAAGCAACUCAACCUGAAUAUCUCCUUUAAUUCAUUUGUAAGUUUCUUAGAGAUUUCGCAUUUAAUAAAUUGA